Fusarium coffeatum is the source of this 543-nucleotide messenger RNA. RefSeq lists its product as uncharacterized. The record is from RefSeq and is a predicted model, not a curated record. The transcript is spliced from 2 exons. Lineage: Eukaryota; Fungi; Ascomycota; Sordariomycetes; Hypocreales; Nectriaceae. Gene Ontology annotation, molecular function: oxidoreductase activity. Bases 1 to 543 code for a protein of 180 amino acids.
AUGAAGUUCACAAACCUUCUAUCCCUUCUCACUUUAGUCUCAGCUAGUAGCAUCAAGUCCCGAGCAGACUACACCCCAGUGACCGCUACAUCAGAAGAAUGCUGCCCUUUCACCUACAAGCAAACAUGCACCAAGAACCUCGAACGAAUGUAUCACAUUCAACUCUUCUACAACCGAAAGAUGGGUCUUUCAUCUGAAGAUUUCAACGCAUACUGGGCCAACAACCAUACCAAGACCGCCGGAGACUUUCAUCUUCGUAUGGGUGUCUACAAGUACUCACAGUAUCACUCAACUCCUGAGCUCCGAGACAUGGUUCGUGUCCCAGGCGCAGCACCUGUCCUUGAAUUUGACGGCGCUGCUGAGUUUUGGGUUCAAAACAUGGAGACUUUCGCGGCCAUGGGAGCUGAUCCAUUUUAUCGGGAUGUUAUUCAAGCCGAUGAGCGAAACUUUAUUGAUUUGGAGAGUAUGAGGUUGAUUGUUGGUGUUGAUUAUAUUGUUGUGGAGAAUCAGAACGCCGUUACAGAGCAUGGGCGAUCGUUCUAG